This is a messenger RNA of Electrophorus electricus (electric eel), 915 nucleotides long. It is a transcript of the gene mc1r, whose product is annotated as melanocortin 1 receptor. Lineage: Eukaryota; Metazoa; Chordata; Actinopteri; Gymnotiformes; Gymnotidae. Gene Ontology annotation, cellular component: membrane. Gene Ontology annotation, biological process: G protein-coupled receptor signaling pathway. Gene Ontology annotation, molecular function: melanocyte-stimulating hormone receptor activity. The record is from RefSeq and is a predicted model, not a curated record.
AUGUAUGACGCCCACAAUGUCACCUUCAAUAUGACCCCUAGCGAAAUGAACACGACGGGGAUUGACCAGAUUAUGAUUCCGCAGGAGUUAUUUUUGAUGCUGGGCUUGAUCAGCCUCGUGGAAAACGUCUUGGUAGUAGCUGCUAUCAUCAAAAACAGAAAUCUGCAUUGUCCUAUGUAUUAUUUUAUCUGUUGCUUGGCAGUGUCCGACUUGCUGGUGAGCGUUGGCAAUGUGGCGGAGACCAUGUUCAUGCUGCUGACGGAGCACAGGCUGCUAAUAGUAACAGCCAAAAUGUUGCAACACUUGGAUAACGUCAUAGACAUAAUGAUCUGCACAUCUGUGGUGUCUUCUUUGUCCUUCCUGUGUACCAUCGCCGCUGACCGGUACAUCACUAUAUUUUACGCACUACGUUACCAUAGCAUAAUGACAACGCGACGUGCCGUUUCUAUCAUUGUGGCUGUUUGGAUGGUUAGCAUCAGCUCUAGCUCCCUGUUUAUCGUUUACCAUACCUACAACGCUGCCAUCGCCUGCCUUGUGACAUUUUUUGGCCUUACACUUGUUUUCACGGCUGUGCUAUAUCUGCACAUGUUCAAUUUAGCGCAUGUGCACUCAAGGCACAUUAUGGCUCUCCACAAAGGUCGGCGCCAGGCCACAAGCAUGAAAGGAGCAAUUACAAUAACAAUUCUCCUUGGGGUUUUCAUUAUUUGUUGGGGCCCGUUCUUUCUCCAUCUCAUCCUUAUCUUGACAUGUCCCACGAGCUCUUAUUGCAGCUACUACUUCAGCCAUUUUAACAUUUUUUUGAUUCUUAUUAUAUGUAACUCUCUUAUAGAUCCUCUGAUUUAUGCAUAUCGGAGUCAGGAACUACGCAAAACACUUAAGGAACUCGUUUUUUGCUCAUGUUGCUUCGUCAUAUAA